Molecule: messenger RNA, 2064 nt
Organism: Salarias fasciatus (jewelled blenny)
Lineage: Eukaryota; Metazoa; Chordata; Actinopteri; Blenniiformes; Blenniidae
Product: asparagine--tRNA ligase, cytoplasmic-like
Exons: 15
Coding region: 119-1798 (559 amino acids)
Biological process (GO): asparaginyl-tRNA aminoacylation
Cellular component (GO): cytoplasm
Molecular function (GO): asparagine-tRNA ligase activity; ATP binding; nucleic acid binding
Source: RefSeq, a predicted model, not a curated record
UCGUCCCCCUCUCGGGUUAGGUCAGGCUGCGACUCGCCACUGGGUAGAAGCUGCUCAGCCGGCGUCUGGACCCUCAUUCAUUCUUCACGGGCACGUUCUUCCGACGACUGCUGUCGACAUGGCGGAGGAGAUCACAAAAGGUGUGGAGCAGGUGUCCGUGGGUGAGCUGUACGUCUCAGACAAAUGCGGCAGCGACCAGGAUGGAGACGGCACGCAGCAGAAACCCUUCAAGACCCCGCUCAGAGCUCUGCAGUUUGCUGGAAAGGAGCCGUUCCCCGUCCUCUACGUGGACUCCCAGAAAGAGGACGAGCGCUGGGCGGUGAUCUCCAAGACGCAGAUGAAGAACGCAAAGAAGGCUUUUAACCGCGAGCAGAUGAAGAGCGACAGCAAAGACAAGAAGGAGGCCGAGGACGGCGAGAGGAGGGAGAAGAACCUGGAGGAAGCCAAGAAGAUCGUCAUCCAGAACGACCCCAGCCUGCCCGAGCCUCAGACGGUUAAAAUCCAUAAACUGGAGGAACACAGAGGCCAGAGGGUGAAGGUGUUCGGAUGGGUGCACCGCCUCAGGAGGCAGGGAAAGAACCUGAUGUUCAUCGUGCUGAGGGACGGGACGGGCUUCCUGCAGUGCGUUCUGUCUGACAAGCUGUGUCAGUGCUACAACGGCCUGGUGCUGUCCACGGAGAGCACGGUGGCUCUGUACGGCACGGUGACGCCGGUCCCCGAGGGGAAGCAGGCGCCGGGCGGCCACGAGCUGCACUGCGACUUCUGGGAGCUGGUGGGCCUGGCGCCGGCGGGCGGCGCCGACAACCUGCUGAACGAGGAGUCGGACGUGGACGUCCAGCUCAACAACCGCCACAUGCUGAUCCGCGGCGAGAACGUCUCCAAGAUCCUGCGCGUGCGCUCCACCGUCACGCAGUGCUUCAGGGACCACUUCUUCGACCGGGGCUACUACGAGAUCACCCCGCCCACCCUGGUGCAGACGCAGGUGGAGGGCGGCUCCACGCUCUUCAACCUGGACUACUUCGGCGAGCAGGCGUACCUGACGCAGUCGUCCCAGCUGUACCUGGAGACCUGCAUCCCCGCGCUGGGAGACACCUUCUGCAUCGCCCAGUCCUACCGCGCCGAGCAGUCCCGCACCCGCAGACACCUGUCCGAGUACACUCACGUGGAGGCCGAGUGCCCCUUCAUCUCGUUCGAGGACCUGCUGUUCCGGCUGGAGGACCUGGUGUGUGACGUGGUGGACCGGGUGCUGAAGUCUCCCGCCGGGCCGCUGCUGUACGACAUCAACCCGAACUUCAAGCCCCCCAAGAGGCCCUUCAAGAGGAUGAACUACACCGAGGCCAUCGAGUGGCUCCGGGAGCACGACAUCAAGAAGGACGACGGCACCUUCUACGAGUUCGGAGAGGACAUCCCCGAGGCUCCCGAGAGGCUGAUGACCGACAGCAUCAACGAGACCAUCCUGCUGUGCCGCUUCCCCGCCGAGAUCAAGUCCUUCUACAUGCAGCGCUGCCCCGAGGACCGCCGCCUCACCGAGUCGGUGGACGUGCUGAUGCCCAAUGUGGGCGAGAUUGUUGGAGGCUCGAUGCGUAUCUGGGACUCUGAGGAGCUGCUGGACGGAUACAAGAGGGAGGGGAUCGACCCGACUCCGUACUACUGGUACACCGACCAGAGGAAGUUCGGGACGUGUCCUCACGGCGGCUACGGUCUGGGUCUGGAGCGCUUCCUCACCUGGCUGCUGAACAGACAUCACAUCCGAGACGUCUGCCUGUACCCGCGCUUCAUCCAGCGCUGCCGGCCCUGAACACACACACACACACACACACACACACACAGAAGAUCAAUGUGGGACCCGAAGCUUUUCGUUCUGAACAACGUCCCGCCUAACUGCAGCUCCCUCGCCGGCUGACUCUGUCUAACCUCAGUGGUGUGUGUCGCCUCUCCUCACUGAUUCUCUUAACGCCGCAGCUCUGACCACAGCUUUCAACUCAAGCAUCACGUCUCUGUUCUCUGUCCUGAAAGUCCUCGUCGGUGAACUUCAAUAAAAUGUGACUUAAAAGUGUUUCCGGA